Telopea speciosissima is the source of this 6637-nucleotide messenger RNA. Its product is annotated as E3 ubiquitin-protein ligase PRT6-like. Gene Ontology annotation, molecular function: zinc ion binding; ubiquitin protein ligase activity. Gene Ontology annotation, cellular component: cytoplasm; ubiquitin ligase complex. Bases 181 to 6402 code for a protein of 2073 amino acids. The record is from RefSeq and is a predicted model, not a curated record. The transcript is spliced from 18 exons. Gene Ontology annotation, biological process: ubiquitin-dependent protein catabolic process via the N-end rule pathway; protein ubiquitination. NCBI's taxonomy places the organism in Eukaryota, Viridiplantae, Streptophyta, Magnoliopsida, Proteales, Proteaceae.
GACAGUGCAUGGCUAUGGUGUGGCAAGACUCCAGAGCCGACGAACCCUAGAAUCAGCUUGGGUUCUAAGAGCUGUUUCGUUUUGUAGUUAUUUAAAUUUUUUUUUUUUUCAUUAUCUGCAACGCUGGGGCGUGGAAGCUCAAGAUUGAGUUGCGCCGAUUGGCUACCUUUCGUGUCUGGAAUGGAGGUCGAUUCCCCCACCGAGCGGAAUCCUCUCUCGCUCCAAGAUCGAAUUGUGCAGAGACUUCUUCUAUGCGGAGUUCCUCUUGAGCUUCUUGAUCGACUUCAGCCAGGGUUAGUUUCUUUUGUCAAGGAGAACAAGUCGCAGUUGCCUGAGUUUGUAUCCACAAUCUUACCUACAGAUGAAGAGCUUCUGGAUGAAGCAGAGUUUGCGGAAUCUGGAGGAGUUUCAAGAGGAUCAAGCUUAAAAAAUCUGUUUGGUGAAAGUCUUUUAUGGAUGCAAUGGUUGAUGUUCGAGGAUGAACCACAUGCCUCCCUGAAGAAUCUAGCAAAAAUGAGUGUUGGACAGCGCGGGGUGUGUGGGGCUGUUUGGGGGCAUAAUGACAUAGCAUAUCGCUGCCGAACCUGUGAGCACGACCCAACAUGUGCAAUAUGCGUUCCCUGCUUUCAGAAUGGGAACCACAAGGACCAUGAUUAUUCUAUUAUGUAUACAGGUGGUGGAUGCUGUGAUUGUGGUGAUGCCACUGCAUGGAAGCGUGAGGGCUUCUGUUCAAAGCAUAAAGGAACAGAACAGAUCCAACCUCUGCCAGAGAAGAUGGCAAAUUCUGUGGGGCCUGUUCUUGAUAUCCUUUUCAUUUACUGGAAGGAUAAGCUAGUCUUUGCAGAAACUUUUAGUAGGGGCAAUCUUAGAGUGGGUGAUCAUGCCAGUGAACAUAGAAAGGUUGCAAAUGAGUGGACAUUAGCAGUUGUUGAAAUGCUUAUUGAAUUUUGCAAGCAUAGUGAAAGCCUCCUCAGUUUUAUUUCCAGAAGACUAUUCUUUUUGGUUGGUCUACUUGACAUUCUGGUGAGGGCUGAGAGGUUCUUGGACACAAUGGUUGUCAAGAAGCUCCAUGAAUUGCUAUUAAAAUUGCUUGGUGAUCCUAUUUUCAAGUAUGAGUUUGCCAAAGUAUAUGUAAACUAUUAUCCAGUUGUCAUAAAUGAGGCCAUUAAAAAGAGUAGUGAUUCAAUCGUUGAGAGUUAUCCUCUAUUGAAUACAUUCUCUGUGCAAAUUUUUACAGUACCAACUCUAACACCACGUCUUGUGAAAGAAAUGAAUCUAUUAGGUGUACUGUUGGGAUGCUUGGGCGACAUAUUUCUUUAUUGUUCUGGAGAAGAUGGCAAUCUACAGGUCAGUAGAUUGGCCAGUUUAUAUGCUACAACUGUUCGUGUCGUUGAAGAUACACGCUUCGUUAUGAGCCAUGUUGAAGUUCCAAAGUAUAUAACUCGUGGGCAACCAGAUAUUGCAAGAACAUGGAUGAGGCUUUUGGCCUUUGUGCAAGGGAUGAAUACCCAGAAGAGGGUUACAGGCCUUCACGUUGAAGAAGAUAAUGAAAAUGUGCAUAUGCCUUUUGUGUUGGGGCACUAUAUUGCAUGCAUUCAUUCUCUAUUAGUGGCAGGGGCAUUUCCUGUCUGUGGUGCUGAAGGAAUGAAAGAUGAUGCUCUUGUGGACAAAGACAAACAAAAUUUUGAUGACACCGAUGAUCUGCGGCAUGCGAAAGUAGGGAGGCUUUCCCAGGAGAGCUCCGUUUGUAGCACAACGGGGAGAAGUAUUACACUGGAAUGCAUUUCUAAGGAUGUUGAAGAGAAGGUUGAUACUGGUCAUCAUUGUUCAGUUCCUUCUUCUGUGUCUUGGUUAAUAUUUGAGUGCCUGAGGGCUAUUGAUAGUUGGUUGCCACUGAAUGUUACAUCUGGAGCUCCCUUCAAUUUUUUAUCUCCAGAUACUGGUAGUGGUGUUGGUAGUAGUUUCUCAUUAUUGAGGAGAACAUUGUCAAAGAUUAGAAAGGGUAAAUAUAGCUCAAAGGUGUACCGUGCACCCUCAGCCAGAAUUAGAUCAACCACUUACACUGAGCUUCAUGGUCUGCAUGGUUCAUCAUCUUCCUGUAGUGGUUUUGUAAUGAGCAGUGAUCUGGAGAGUCAAAUGCUAGUGCAGGACAGUAGCACAACAGAUCCUAGUGAAAUGGAUGUUGAAUGUGCCAGUAGCACUAUAGAUCCUGAUAAAACUGAUCUACAACCAGACUGUGCUGCAGAUAUGGAAGCCUUACGUGUUUUGAGUUUGCCAGAGUGGCCUGAUUUAAGUUAUGAUGUUAGUUCACAGGAUGUGUCUGUUCAUAUUCCUUUACAUCGGUUGCUUUCAAUGCUGAUAUAUAAAGCAUUAAGUAGUUGUUAUGCUGAAUCUCUAGCUACAGAGAUGAAUGAUGCUAGUUCUACUUUGCUAUCUAGACCAUGUCAUGAUUUUUCUAGGCAGGUUCUUGUUGGCUGCCACCCUAAUGGAUUUUCUGCCUUUGUAAUGGAGCAUCCCCUACGGAUAAGGGUAUUUUGUGCUCAGGUGCGUGCUGGCAUGUGGAGGAAAAAUGGGGAUGCAGCUAUCUUAAGUUGCGAGUUGUAUCGUUCAGUUCGUUGGUCAGAACAGUGUCUAGAGCCUGAUCUAUUUCUGAUGCAGUGCUGCGCUGCAUUAGCUCCACCGGAUCUAUAUGUUAAGAGAAUUAUAGAAUGUUUUGGAUUAUCAAACUAUCUUUCUCUGAACUUGGAACGACCAAAUGAGUAUGAACCAGUUUUGGUGCAGGAAAUGCUUACCCUUAUCAUACAGAUAGUCAAAGAACGGCGUUUUUGUGGGUUUUCCACCGCUGAGAGCUUGCAAAGAGAGUUGGUUUAUAAGCUUGCCAUUGGAGAUGCUACUCAUAGCCAGGUGGUGAAAUCUCUCCCUCCUGAUCUUUCUAAGAGUGAUCAGAUGCAAAAGAUUUUGGAUGUUGUGGCGGUGUAUUCCAAUCCAUCUGGCAUGAAGCAGGGGAAAUAUUCACUGCAGAAGACAUAUUGGAAAGAAUUAGAUUUGUAUCACCCUCGCUGGAACUCAAGGGAUUUGCAAAUUUCAGAAGAAAGAUACCUGCGUUUCUGUAAGGUUUCCGCUUUGACUAAUCAGUUGCCACGGUGGACAAAACUUUUUUAUUCUCUACAAGGAAUUGCCAGAAUCGCAACUUCCAAGACUGUCCUACAAAUUGUCCGUGCAGUUCUAUUCUAUGCAGUUGUCACAGAUAAAACUUCUGCAUCACGUGCACCUGAUGGAGUAAUUGUUACAGCACUGCACUUACUUUCAUUGGCACUAGACAUAUGCUACUUGCAGAAACAAUCUGGUGACAACUCAAGCAUGAGUACUUCAUUCCCUGUGGAAGAUUUGAUGGUGGCGCUAGCUUUUGCUCGUGAGGAGAUAGAUGUUGGAGCAACUGCAGGAAUGAAUGAGUGGAGGCAUCAAAGCAUGCUGUCACUGCUUGUUUCUUUGAUGAAGAUGCAUCAUAAAGAAAGUCUAGACAGCUUCAUAGAAGUGGGAAAUUGCAACCUUUCCUCUUUGAUUGAAGGUUUAUUGAAAAAGUUUGCUGAGCUUGAUUCUGGCUGUAUGACUGAAUUGCAAAGAAUUGCACCUGAAGUGGUGUCUCAUUUGGUUCAAUCCAUUCUGGAUGUUGAUUCUCGUGUCUUAAGAUCAGCUUCUGAGGCUGAGGUGCGGAAGGCAAAAGCUCGAGAGCGUCAGGCUGCCAUAUUGGAGAAAAUGAGAGCUGCGCAGUCGAACUUUAUGGCAAACCACAACUCAACUGCAAUUGAUUUGUUGGAUGAUUCAAAAUCCAAACACGAAGUAAUUGUCCCUGAUGAUAAUCAUGUCUCAGGAGAUCCAGCCCCAGUUAUUUGUUCUCUUUGUCGUGAUCCAGAUUCUAAGAGUCCUGUGUCUUUCCUGAUUCUUCUCCAGAAAUCUCGACUUGUGAGUUUCAUUGAGAGAGGCCCCCCAUCAUGGGAUCAACUUAAUCAGUCAGGCCAGGAACGUCCUACGGUCACAACAAACCAGGAUGCAGUUAACGAUUUUGGACAUGAUGGGCUGCGUGGUGGAGUCAAUGCUAUUCUGGACUUUCUGAAGGCCCAACGUCCUGAUGUGAGGGAUAUUCAUCUGCCGAGUGCAUCAACAGAUACAAAUAUGAAUACAUCUUCCUUUGAGAUGAUAGAAGGAGGAGUUUACCAAUCUAUUAAGAGAGAUUUGCAUGAUAGCUUGUUGCAUGUAAGUGUUCUGGAUGACAACCAGAAAUCUACAGCUUCAUAUGCUGUUGAACAGUCCAAAGGAAGCGACGGUGCUGAAUCUGCUUUGCUUGAAAAAUAUAUAGCAUCUCUUUCAGGAGAGACAUCAGAAUACCCUUCGGGCUCCAAGAUUUCUCUUUCACGUGUUGAAAAUGUAUCAUCUAAGUCCAGUAUUUGGUUUGCACCAUUCGAUGGAUUUGGUCCCUCUGAUUGUGAUGGAAUUCAUAUUUCUUCAUGUGGGCAUGCUGUGCAUCAAGAAUGCCGUGAUCGUUACUUAUUGUCUCUGAAGGAAAGAUACAGUAGGAGACUUGUUUUUGAAGGAGGGCACAUUGUGGACCCAGAUCAGGGGGAGUUUCUUUGUCCUGUGUGCCGCAGACUUGCAAAUUCAGUCCUGCCUGCACUCCCUGAUUAUUCUGGUAAUAUAAGGAAACCGAUAAUGUCUUCAGACCUGUGUUCAACACUAACUUCUAGUUCUUCAAGCACAUCAAAUUCGGAAGUUACUGUGCUUUGCCUUCGACAAGCCAUAGCUCUCCUUCAAAGUACGUCUAAUGUGGUUGGGAAGGGUGUGCUCCUGAAAGCAUUCUCUUUGCAGCGUAAUAAAAGAAUGAGACAUGUUCUUGAACCUGUCUUUCGUAUACUUGCUAAAUUGUACUUUGCAGACAGACAUGAAAAGUUUGCAGUAUCUGGGAGGCUAAGCCAUUCUAUGGUUCUCUGGGACACCCUUAGAUACUCCGUCAUGUCAACAGAAAUUGCUGCACGAGGUCGAAGAUCUUAUAUGUGCAGCUUAGAUUCAACCUCUGGUUUAUAUAAGGAGCUUGAAUCUUCCAGUGGAUUUAUUUUGUCCUUGUUGCUCCAAGUUGUCCAAAGUACUCGGAGUGAGGAUUCUGUUCAGGUGCUUCUUAGGUUUAGAGGCAUUCAGCUUUUGGCAGAGGCUGUUUGCUCUGGUGUUUCUAUGGAUGACGUGGGCUCGGGCACCGUUAGUCAAAGAGGUGAUAUGUUGUCUAUCCUGAAACAUGUUGACAAGGGAGUAAUAUAUCCUGACAUCCAGUUUUGGAAACGAGCUGCUGAUCCCGUCCUAGCUCAUGACCCCUUUUCGUCAUUGAUGUUGGUGUUGUUUUGUCUUCCGCGUCCAUUUCUAUCAUCCAUGGAGUCUUUCAUACCUUUGGUGCAUCUCUUCUACGUUGUAUGUGUAAUUCAGGCAGUAAUUACAUUAUGUGGGAGUCAACUUGAUCUCAGCAGUUUACAGCUUGGUGACUGCCCAAUUAUUAACAUAUGCAAGAUUAUUGGGAAAUCUGUAAUUGUUCGGAAGUAUUUUGUUUCCAAUUAUACUGAUUCCUCAGUGCAUCCAAAAGAUAUGAUUCGUAGAUUUACUUUUCCUUAUUUAAGGAGGUGUGCUUUAUUGUGGAAAUUGCUAAGCUCUUCGAUGUCAACCCCAUUUUGUGAUAAAUCUCAUGUAUGGGAUAGGUCAUCUCCUCAUACAGACAAUGAUAAAUGGGAAAGGACCUGUGAUUUAUCAAUGGAGCUUAAAGAAAUUGAACAGCUAGAGAACAUGUUCAAAAUUCCCUCUUUGGAUGUUGUUCUCAAGGAUGCAUUGUUGCAUACUAUGGUGUUGAAAUGGUUCAAUCAUUUCUUCAAUGUGUUUGAGGUUCGGAGUUAUGGACGUGCUUUGCACUCUGCUCCAAUGGUUGCAUUUAAGUUGAUGCGUCUGCCCCAUCUUUACCAGGAUCUUUUGCAGAGGUAUAUUAAACAGCAGUGCCCUGACUGUGAAGUUGUUCAGGAUGAGCCGGCUUUAUGCUUGCUUUGUGGUAGAUUAUGCUCUCCAACCUGGAAGCCAUGCUGCAGGGAAAGCAGCUGCCAAACGCAUGCAAUGGCCUGUGGUGCUGGUAUUGGAGUGUUCCUUUUGAUCAGGAGAACCACAAUCUUGUUGCAAAGAUCAGCACGUCAAUCACCUUGGCCUUCUCCCUACUUGGAUUCGUUUGGUGAAGAGGAUAUAGAAAUGCUAAGAGGGAAGCCAUUGUAUUUGAACGAGGAACGCUAUACUGCUCUUACGCAUAUGGUGGCAUCUCAUGGCCUCGAUCGAAGUUCUGAAGUUCUUCGUCAAACAACUAUCGACUCACCAUUUCUGAUGUAGAAUAGAAAUUAUAUUUACGGUUGUGGAGGGGGGGAACACAUUGGAGUGUUGUGGUGCUUAUUGUGCAUCUCAUUCAGGUUAGUAUCAGUGUUUCCCUCUCUCGCAUCUUGCUAUUUUUUUGGUUUAUUGUUGUUAGAGUGCUCUUGGAUUCCUUUACCUUUAAGGGGACACAAAACUGUGUACAAUGGUCACCCCCUUUACUAAUGAAAUAAACAGAUAAAAAGUUGUAUAUGAA